Molecule: messenger RNA, 681 nt
Organism: Sinocyclocheilus grahami
Lineage: Eukaryota; Metazoa; Chordata; Actinopteri; Cypriniformes; Cyprinidae
Gene: dpy30
Product: dpy-30 histone methyltransferase complex regulatory subunit
Exons: 5
Coding region: 211-534 (107 amino acids)
Cellular component (GO): Set1C/COMPASS complex
Source: RefSeq, a predicted model, not a curated record
CACCCGUUAGCGUUUUUCUUCAUCAGUGGUUUGGAAAAUGCUUUACACCUGAAUGAUACUACUAAGAAACGCAACAUAAAUACACUGUAAAUAGUUAAAACAUGAUAUUUAGAUCAGGCCUCGCCCAUUAUAGAACCUACGCUCGCGUCUUUCAAGCGUACGAUUUGCGCAUGCGCAACGUCAAUUGCGUAGAAACCACCAACAACAAAUAUGGCGGACGAACACACUGAUGCCGAGCAGAGCAUGGAGGGACACACUCCUGUACCAGAAAAUCCUCAUGCAGAAUAUGGCCUCACUGAAAACAUCCAGAGAAUAGUGGAGAAUGAGAAAACAACCGCUGAAAAAGUCACCAAACAGAAGGUGGACCCUCAGACCCUGCAGACCCUUCCUACACGAGCGUACUUGGAUCAGACUGUGGUUCCUAUUCUCCUGCAGGGCUUGUCAGUUCUGGCCAAGGAAAGGCCUCCAAAUCCCAUAGAGUUUUUAGCUGCAUUCUUACUGAAGAACAAGUCCCAGUUUGAGGAACGGAAUUAAAGCCACAGCGUGCGAUGUAAUCCUAAAUCUUUCAGUUUUUUGUUUUGUGUUGUGAACUUAAAUGUAAUGGUGUCACACUCUUCAAAUUGUUUGUUUGUAGUUUUUUUAAGCUCUAAUAAAAAUGUUCAAGCAGCCAUAUGUUUCACU